This is a messenger RNA of Endocarpon pusillum Z07020, 4527 nucleotides long. RefSeq lists its product as uncharacterized. The record is from RefSeq and is a predicted model, not a curated record. Lineage: Eukaryota; Fungi; Ascomycota; Eurotiomycetes; Verrucariales; Verrucariaceae. Bases 1 to 4527 code for a protein of 1508 amino acids. The transcript has a single exon. Gene Ontology annotation, molecular function: protein binding.
AUGUCUAUUCGCCAGCCGGCCUUAACGCGGGCCAAGCCUGUUUCACAGAGUGCCUCACCAGACGACUUAUGGCAUGAAGCCUUCAAUUCAAUCCCUGCAGAAGACAGGCAGGCCUUUCAUGUUAAUAGCGCCAACAAGCUUGGAAUUCUUCAAGAAAUUCUCGCUAUCACCAACGAGAGGAGGCGGCUCUGUCUAGAGAAACGUUGGAAGUACCGGAGAGGCGACAAGGAGGUCAUAAUCCGUGACAAAUUGGAGAAGGUCACCACAUGGAUCGAGAAGUUUAAGGAGGUAGGGACCGUUGCGGUUCAAUAUGAUCCUGUACACACUGCUCUCCCAUGGGCCGGCGUACUUUUCCUCCUCCAGAUUGCAAUCAAUGACGGCCAGAUCUUUGGCGCGAUGGUGGAGGGGGUAGAGUUGGUGUCCAACACGACCGCCCGUUACGCCAUUCUGGAGAAAAUUUAUCUAGGAGAAGGCAAGGCUUUCACAAUGCACGAUCAGCUCAGCACUGCUUUAGUCAAGCUCUAUAUGUCAAUUCUCAGAUACCUCAGCAAAGCCAAGAAGUACUUCAGUGAAAACACGGCCAAGCGCAUGGUCAAAUCGACAGUCUGUUCAGCAGAAGCGAGUGUCCAUACAUACCUCAGCAUUAUCUCUAAAAAGGCAGCAAGUGUUGACUCGUGCAUACGUGUCCUCGAUGCAAAGGGCAUGCAGAAGCUACAUAUCAGAUCACGACGUCUUGAAGAAUUGCUCCUUGGGCUAGAGCAGCCAAUCAGGCGAUCUGCGAUUCAGCUUUCUGAAAUCCAUGACCAUCUAAAGAGGAACGAGCGAGCAAAAAUAUUGACAUGGCUAUCUGUUGUACCAACCAACUUGCACCACACCAUUGAGGGUGAGAAUUUUAUGCCGGCGUCCUGCUCAUGGAUUGAUCGCCACCCGGGUUACGUCCAAUGGAGGAAAUCGAGCGAGUCUUCAGUUCUCUGGAUCCAUGGAAUUCCUGGAUGUGGCAAGACCAAAAUGAUCUACUAUGUGAUUCGGCGCUUGCUGGAGGAGAACAGCAAUGUUACAAACCCUGCACCAGUAGCCUACUUCUACUGCAAAAGAAACCCAGCAGAACCAAAACGGACCGAACCAUGUGAGGUCAUGAGAAGUUUGCUCAAGCAACUUGCUUCGUUGGGGCCCGAUUACCCGAUCAGAUACCCUUUGGUCCAAGCAUAUGAGAAGAGAGCCGAAGCAGUGGAUGCUGAUGCUUCCUGCGUUCUUCAACUAAGUGCUUUAGAAUGCGUUCCAGUUAUCCUCGAGAUUUUAGAUCAAAGUCCGGCUACAAUCAUUAUCGACGCCUUUGACGAAUGUAACCCUGUCUCCAGACACGAACUGUUUUCUGCACUGAAUAUAAUUCUGAAGCAAUCGGCUAGUCUCGUGAAAGUUAUUAUUGCAAGCAGAGAUGAUGGCGAUAUUUCGUCGCAUUUGGCAAACUCCGCGAACGUGUGCAUUCGAGCGGAAAAUAACAGAGAUGAUAUAGGGCGCUUCGUUGAAUACUCACUUGAGCGCGCUCUGGAGACGAAGCGACUGCUGAAUGGCCGGAUGUCGGAACGGCUGAAGACCCACGUCAUUGCCGUCCUUAAUGCCGGGGCUGGAGGCAUGUUCCGAUGGGUUACCCUUCAGAUCGAAAAUCUCUGCGAUAGCCAGCGGAUCAAGAUAGAAGACGAUGUGCAACAUGAAGUUGGCCGGCUUCCAAGGACACUGAAAGAGUCAUACGAUCCCUUAGUUGGUCGAAUUCUGAGCCUUGCUGACCCUAGCCGUGUCUUGGCUGAGCAAUUGUUCAAAUGGCUCCUAUGUGCUCAGAAGCUAAUGAAAUUUAGCGAACUCAAGGCUGCCAUGAAGUCUUCGUUUGCUUAUAAGGACCUGUCAGUGGACAAGGUACUGGAUAUGUGCUCUAACCUUGUUGUGGUUGAUAACCUCGGUGUUUUCAGAUUCGCCCAUUUGUCCGUCAGAGAAUGCCUCGAGUGUCAUAAGAUAUUCUCCGCGACUUCGUCACACGCACUUGUCCUCGAGAGGUGCCUGGAGGCUUAUACAAGCCCGAGUCCGGAGUUGGAAUCUCAACCGUACAACGAAAACGGCUUCAUUCUAAAAUCGUAUGCGAUGGUCUAUUGGCCAAUUCAUUGCCAAUUAUCAACUGGUCCAGGUCCCAACGAGAGUUUUCAAAGACAUCAAGUGUUGAAAUUCAUCUUCGAGGAUGAUCAGCCAAGCACCGCCUUCACAGAUUGGGUGGAAGAUACCCAGCGCUUCUCGGAGUACCCAGGUUCGAUUGAUUGCGACUACGAUCUGCUCCAGAAACUCGGCUCGAUGGGAGAUUCAUCUUCUGCGCCUUUAUUCAUUGCAUGCUGCUUUGACUUGCCUUGGAUUCUUCAUCAGCUAGCUGCGUCUGGUUUCUCCCAAUGGACAGCCCGAAACAAACGGGAAGAGUCGGGUAUCUACCUGGCCGCAAAAUGGUGUAACUACGGAGCAGUGCAAUGGCUUCUCGAGAACGGCGUGAUGAGCCACGGUGAUACUGAAGCAGCGCUCUAUGCAGCCGUCCUGAACCAGGAUGAGCAACUCAUAAAUAUUUUUUUACAGCGUCAAGUUAAAGGACACUUGCCAAUACAGAACGGAGAGUCAUCGUUGCAACUUGCGGUUAGGAUGAAAGACAUCCGGACGGUACGCUGCAUGAUCGAUAAGAGCGUCGAAAUACCACCGGAGAUAGUGGCCGAGACAUUAUGUGCUGCUUAUGAGAACUAUUCUGACGAGAUUUUUCGGAUCCUGUCCUCUUGGUGUAUGAAACUCACUGCAGCUGAAUUCCUCAUGGUCCUUCUGUGCAUAGACACAGAAGAUGAGACCUGCCUUGAAUAUAUGCUGACCGAGGCCAAAAGACAUGACCAGGAAAAAUUCGCAACAAUUGCACAACUGAAGGCCGGAAAUUAUCUAGAAAUGAUGCAACCUUGUUCAGAUGGUAGUUUCAGCAUAUUGUUUAACGGCUUACACUUCCCACCUUUUUGUUAUGUUGCUCUGGCCAACGACGAGACCCUGGCAGAGCUGCUCUUCUCGUUGGGAAAUGAUGUGAAUCAAAUAUUCGAAGAACAGGGUGAUUCAUAUAGGUAUUAUGGGAUCCCAGCGUUGUACGUUGCAGUCAAACUUGAUCGGCUUAGCAUUGCUUCUUUGCUCCUCGCGCACGGCGCCAAUGUCGAUUGGAAGGACAACAAAGGGCGUCCGCUGCUGAUUCAUGCGACUAAGAAUAGGAAUUUAGAAAUGGUACAACUACUUCAAAAGAGCGGAGCGAAUGUGGAGGCGUGUGACAGUAAGAAAAAGACUGCGCUGUGGAUCUCUGUGGAGAGUCACCAACAUAAGAUCCUCGACUUUCUCCUCCGGGUGGCGUCGGCGGCGCCGAACGUAAACGCCUCAAAUCUAGACACUCCGCUCACGAUGGCAGUUAAAGCUGAAUGUAAUCAAUGUGUCAGAAGGCUUCUGGUGUUUGGCGCUUAUGUGGAAGCCGAGCAGAGUGAUAGAGAUCACGUCUUGCAUCACGCCGUCAUGUCCAACUCUGCCCGCAUCCUACAAUCGCUCCUGGCAAGAGGGGUUAGUCCUGACCCCCAGGACGCUUCCGGACGGACUCCAUUGCAUCUUGCGGUGCUUCGACAGAAUGCUACAGCUGCAAGGUUACUACUAAAAGCUUUUGCUGCCACAGACACUGGCGAUGUUUCCAAUAGGUCUCCACUUCAUGAUGCGGUCAGCGCCGGUAAUGAAACCUUGGUCCGAGUGCUUGUCGAGUAUGGUGCAAGUCCAAAUACUCAGAGUGAGUCAGGAGGAACAGCACUGCAUGAAGCAGUCUUAGAGGAUGACAUCAACAUCCUACGACUCAUUUUGAACGUGGCGCCUGACAUUGAUGCGCCUGACAUUCACGGCAACAGUGCAUUACACUGGGCACUGGAUCAACGACGGCCCUCAUCCUACGUAGACUUGCUUGUCGCUGCAGGAGCAUCAUUCAAUCAUCCCAACAAUGAUGGCGAGACUCCGCACGACUUGGUGACCAGAAUGAACUUGAGACUCGAAAAGAUCUCGCGGUGGAGAGAAGAAGAACAACAAGAAGAGAAGGCAGAGAAUGCCAAGGAGGAGGGAACAGAAAAGGGCGAACAGACAAGCGGCUUGAGAAGUCGAUCAAAGCAAGCGAGAAGAGAUAAAAAACUGGAAUUUUUGGCAGACUCCAGCAAAGACAGCGGAAGUGACACCGAAUAUGUAGGACUGAUCGAAUUGGAGAACUCUUUGACAUUCUCGCAGCAGAGACGGGUUAAAGACUCGGACAACCCAUUCUUUGAAGAUGACGACAUAGAGGCUGUCAAUGGUGACGUGGAAACCCCAUUGAGUAUCACCAAACAGCCGCACUGUGGUCCUAGUGUCGACUACUAUACCUCGCAUGGCGUGGAAAACUGGUCCAACAUUUCUUCCAUGAGAGUCGUUCCUUCGCGUCCACUGUGCGUUCCUUUCAGACGAUGGGAGCAAUGA